Molecule: messenger RNA, 1427 nt
Organism: Phasianus colchicus (ring-necked pheasant)
Lineage: Eukaryota; Metazoa; Chordata; Aves; Galliformes; Phasianidae
Gene: GINS1
Product: GINS complex subunit 1
Biological process (GO): DNA replication; DNA strand elongation involved in mitotic DNA replication
Cellular component (GO): GINS complex
Source: RefSeq, a predicted model, not a curated record
GCGCGGCACGGCGGCAUGGCGGGGGAGCGGGCGGUCGGGCUGGUGCGGGAGCUGCAGAGCGCUGCGGGCGGGCGGCUGCCGCCCUUCCGGGCGGAGGAGCUGCGGCAGACGCUGGAGGAGAUGCGGACGCUGUACGAGCGGAACCAGGCGGAUGUGUCCGAAGCGAAGUCGGGCCGGACGGAUUUGAUUUUCCUCAUCCGGUUUCGGCACUGUUGCCUGCUCCGCAACCAGCGCUGCAUCGUGGCUUACCUGUAUGACCGGCUGCUGCGGAUCCGGGCGCUCCGGUGGGAGUAUGGAAGCGUCCUGCCCAACGCCAUCCAGUUCCACAUGGCAGCCGAGGAAGUGGAGUGGUUCAAUCGGUACAAGAAGUCCCUGGCUACCUACAUGAGGUCAGUGGGAGGAGAGGAGGGACUGGACCUUACACAGGACAUAAAGCCUCCCAAAAGCCUGUACAUCGAAGUACGGUGUUUGAGAGACUAUGGAGAAUUUGAGAUCGAUGAUGGCACCACUGUCUUGUUGAAGAAGAACAGCCAGCACUUCUUGCCUCGCUGGAAAUGUGAGCAGUUGAUCAGACAAGGAGUCCUGGAGCACAUUCUGUCAUAAGCGUGCAGGACAGGAGGGACAGCCUUUGCUUGGUGGAGUGUGCAAUGGAAAGAGAACCCUGGUGUGUGCAGGACUUCAGCCACCUCAGUAUUUCAAAGCACCCUCCAACUCCUCGUAACAGCUUGACAUGAAUAUCAGCUCCAAGCUUAUGAAGUAUGCAAACCAUAUUGGCCAGCACUUCAUGACCAAAGGGUGCGUAGCAGUAACACAGUAAGCCUGAGAGUCCUGCAGUGGGUGGAGCGAUGUUUGUAAGCCCCACAGCUACAAGCAGGGUUUGUGAAUGCAGUUUUGCUUGGAGCAGUUCUUUGUGCCUUAGGAAGUAAGAGACUGACCAGCUGGGAGAGUUCCAUAGCUGCCAAAUUUAAAAAACUGCUUCAGCUUUCAAUGUUAAUAGCUCUUCAAGAGUCUCUGUUCUGUUCAUUAAAAGCUCUCUGACCUGGCUCUUUUGUUCAACUCAGCUUGACUGUGCAGGGUGAUGCUCAGGUGGUCAUUAGGUGUCUCACUGAACUUCAACCAUCAGGUCAGCUCCAAGAGUUUCUUUCUGAGGCUAGACACAAAGCUUUGCCUCCCAUCAGAAGCAUAUGAAUGUGGUUUUUUUAAGCUGGUGAGUGAACAAGCACUGCAGCCUGGGUCACAGGUCUAGCCCAGGUUUCUCCCAGCAUGCUUGUGCUGUACUUCAGGUUUCUCUGUGGAGACACUUUUCCCCAAAGCACCGUCACUAUUUGGAGGAGGGGUGGGAGAUGGAGCAGAAGGUUCUAAAAGUUUUGUUAGCACAAAACUGAUGAGACUGAGAAGUUGCUUUCCCCAUGGUUUUCUUAGUGGAG